Molecule: messenger RNA, 2154 nt
Organism: Notothenia coriiceps (black rockcod)
Lineage: Eukaryota; Metazoa; Chordata; Actinopteri; Perciformes; Nototheniidae
Product: glycoprotein endo-alpha-1,2-mannosidase-like protein
Exons: 1
Molecular function (GO): alpha-mannosidase activity
Source: RefSeq, a predicted model, not a curated record
UUCCUCAGGUAUGGAAAGCAUGGCGCCUUCUACAGAUUCAGGUCCAGCACGGGGCGAGUCCUGCCUCUGUUUUACGUCUACGACUCCUACCUGAUGCCAGCCGAGUCCUGGGCCGAUCUCCUCAGCCCUAAAGGUUCCCACAGUAUCCGGGGCACGCCUUACGACGGCGUCUUCCUCGCCCUUAUCGUGGAGGAGCGCCACAAACACGACAUCCUAGCUAGCGGCUUUGACGGCAUCUACACCUACUUCGCCUCCAACGGAUUCUCCUUUGGCUCGUCCCACCAGAACUGGAAAGCCAUCAAGAACUUCUGCGAUGGCAACAAUCUGCUCUUUAUUCCCAGCGUUGGUCCGGGGUACGUGGACACGGCUGUUCGCCCGUGGAACAACCACAACACGAGGAACCGCGUUAAUGGGCGAUACUACGACACGUCCUUGCAGGCGGCUUUGUCUGUAAGGCCGGAAAUCGUCACCAUUACGUCCUUUAACCAAUGGCAUGAAGGCACGCAGAUAGAAAAGGCUGUACCCAAGAAAACAGUGACGCGUUUGUACCUGGAUUACCAACCCAAUCAGCCGGACCACUACUUAGUGCUCACUCGACAAUGGGCAGAGAACUACAACAAGGAGAAGGACACAUGGCUGAUGUGAACUUAAUUUCCCUAGUGAAUCAGACCAAAAUAAAUAGUCUGCUCCUACUCCUUUAUGUCCAUUUCAAUACCAGUUUUUCUGCUUCGACAGCAUCUACACCUACUUUGAAUCUAAUGGCUUCUCUUUGGCUUGUACUAACAGAACUGGAAAGCCAUUAAGAACUUCUGCAAUGCCAACAAUCUGCUCUUUUGGUCCAGCGUUGGCUGUUCACCCGUAGCACAACCAGGGAACGAGAACGCAUGUUAACGGACGAUAUUAGGACACUUCUUUUCAGGCCAGAAAUCUUGACCAUUAAGUCCUUUUACCAAUGUCAGGAAUGGACGCAGACAGAGAAGGCUGUACACAAGAAAAAUGUGAGGUGUUGUACCUGGACUGCCAACCCAAUUAGCCAGACUAUGUGCUUACAGGCCAGUGGGUCAAGAAGUUUAACAAGGAGAAGGACAUGUGGCUGACUCGACAAGAAAAGACAUCUCCAAACCUUUAUAUCCAUCCCCCUAACAGUUUUAUUUCCGACUCUGAGCACUACUUUGACGGCAUCUUCACCUACUUUGCCUCCAACGGCUUUCCUUUGGUUCGUUCAACUAUGACUAGAAAGAAAGAACUUCUACGAAGCCAACAAUCUGCUCUUUAUUCCCAGCGUUGGUCCGAGUUACUUGGGAAGGGCUGUUCAACCGUGGAAACGUCUUCGCAAGCGUCACCAUUAAGUCGUUGAACCGAUGGAAGAAAGGGACGCAGAUAGAAAUGGCUCUUCCCAAGUUUGUAACUGGACUACAAACCCAAUCAGACGGACUAUCACUUAGUGUUUACUCUUCAAUGGGCGGAGAACUUCAACAAGGAAAAGGACACAUGGUUGAACUUUAUUAGCUGGUAGAUCAGACCAGAAAAUACAUGAAAUCAGCUCCUUUAUCUCCAUCUCCUAGCACUUCUGAUUAGAUUUUCUCUAAAUGUUCACUCUACCUUUACUGUUUUUAUUCCGUUUUUUUGUACAGCUUAUAAAUGUCACCUGAUAUGUUGAAGCUAUGAAGGACAAAUAAUCAUUGUUUCCUGAUAAUCCAGUAUCUGUGUGCGGCUUAUAUGCAGUGACUCUGCCCUGUAGAGACGUUUUUCUUAUUUUCUUAUGAUGAGAGACUGUUCUUUCCUGUAUUUCUCUGAAGUGAAAAUUAAAAUGUGUGUCUGGUUACUGUCGGUGAGUCAUUGAACAAGAACAUCCGAGAAAGAUUACAAAUAGUCAAAGAAGUUGAAGUGGGUUGCAGGAAAAUGGUUUUCAGAGUCUAGGGUUUAAGUUAUAUUUGUUUGCAGAUGGUUGAAUAAUUAGCGUGUGCAGAAAACCAAAAACAAGACUGAAGCUUGUGCUGAAGCUGCUCGAAAUGAUUGGUUUUGUUGAAGUGCCUGGGUUAGAGUCCUUUGUCACAUUUUUUUUUAAUUGGUUAAUUUUACCACGCUGUGAAAUUAAAAGCUGUUAAGGGUGCAAAAAAAGAAUAACACAGACUCUCAAGUACUUGAGAGUUA